AUGGGGCGUCAUUUUUGGGUUUAUUUCAUUUUGUUUGGCCUGCUGUCAACGGGUUUUGGACGUGACACAGGUGAUGACGUUGAUAUCGAUGAAAACGAAGAUGACAACGUCCAGGAAGAAGAGGAAAAGAAAACAAAGCUUGACUACCCGGUCAGUCGUUGUACUGUUCCGCUGUUUACAUUGUUACUUAAAUGCACUGGCAUGCACCAGGCCUAUGGAUUGGUGGUGCUUAACCUUUGGGCGCAGUUCGCAAGGCACAUGGGGAAAAAUUUUCGUGAAUGGGAGAUUGGUGCACCAGAGAGAGUUAUUAUCGAUGGAGACUUGGCACUGAUUGUGAAGACAAGAGCGCGCCAUCAUGCAAUUGCCACAAAAUUCACCCGACCAUUUAAAUUCGAUAGCAAGCCGCUGGUUGUACAGUACGAGGUGAAAUACGAAGAUGGGCAGGAGUGUGGCGGAGGUUAUGUGAAAUUGUUAACAGAGGGGGCUGAGAAAAAAUUGGAUGAAUUUACCGACAAAACUCCGUACACAAUCAUGUUUGGCCCCGACAAAUGUGGCGCUACGUCCAAAGUGCACUUCAUCGUUCGCUUCCGGAAUCCGAAAAAUGGCACCACAUCUGAACAUCAUGCUAAGCAGCCCUCGAAAUCGGUUUCAACAUAUUUUGACGAUCACAGGACGCAUCUGUACACAUUGAUUGUACGGCAUGAUGAAACAUUCACUGUAUUGGUUGACGAAAGUAAAAUUAUAGAGGUAUUUUUGGCUUUGAAUUUCAGUCCCACACAUUUAGCUUUGUAUGAGAAACUCAACGGACAUAAAGCGCUAACGAGCUAG
Gongylonema pulchrum is the source of this 828-nucleotide messenger RNA. Lineage: Eukaryota; Metazoa; Nematoda; Chromadorea; Rhabditida; Gongylonematidae. The record is from the annotation of a GenBank genome assembly.